AUGUAUAAAUUACAGUAAGCAAGACCAAAUACAGAAUGUCAAGCUGGUUUCCGAUAGAAAUACCUUCCAUUCCAGUAAUUUAAAAGCGAAUCUAAAGUAGUUAAAGACUAGCCUAAAACGAAAAAGAGGAAGAAGAUUGAUAACAAACUUUAAGAUCCUUUAAAACUAUAUGAAUUAUAUUUAAAAGCCCUUUAGGGAACUGAAUUUACAGAGGAGGAUUAAAAAGAUUAUGAAAGACUAAUUGGGAAAUGUUCAUAUGAUUUCCAUACAGCAUUUUAUCCCGAUGGAGUGAUUUCGUAAUUAUAUAUAUUGAGAAAUUAUGAGCUUUCCUAACCCAGAUUAUGAAGAGGUUGCUCGUCCUUAGCAAAUGAGACCCUUGGAGUUUUUUGACUUUGUCCAAUAGGCCUUGAAGAUAAAUCCUAAAUCACUAAAUGACCAAUUGUUAUUUAAAGCAAUAGAGACGAGUUAUUAAUUAUUAUCAAUAUCUUAGUCUGAGCUGCAAAACUCCCUCUCUUCAGACCCUUUUCAAUUAUAAUCCUAAUAAAGUGAUGUAAGAUAUAAAUAAUUUUUCACCUAAUAAACUUUGUCAGGCAAAAGGUUUUCUAAAAGUAUAAGACCAAUUUUGAGUGCUUAAGAGAAAUUGAAUUACGCAAUGAAGUCUUUGAGAGAAAAGUUCGAGGCAGCGUUGAGUUCGAAUAUGAAAGCUAAUUUGAUAGAUUUUAUAAAUUUGGAUUAUAAAAGUUUAGAGGAGGCUUAAAUUAGAUGUGACGUAAAGGGGGAGUACUUAAAUCAGAUCCAAGAAUAAUGGUUUAAAACACCAAAGGAGGCAUUGGACACAUCAACAAUGUUAAGGAAUGCAAUUUUGAUUCAAUUAUCAAGGAAGGGAUUUUAAACCAGGUAAGUAAUAUCGAAUGAUGGCAGAUGGAUAUUUCUUUUGAUAAAGAUGGAUGAGGAGAAUUUAAAAGUUGUAGCUGAGUAAAAAAAGCUUUCAAAACGAUUAAAUUUUUGGUUCAGUGACCUUUUUUCCCUUGAACCUGUUGAUAAGAGAUUAAGACCCUUAAGAUUGAAUAAUCGAUUAUGGAAGCCUUAUGAAUACAAGUGCACAACGUUUUUUGAGUAUUUGAGACCUCAAAUAAUAGAAUUAAUUGAAUAAAUCAAUUUCAAAAGAUUAAGUAGAGAGGUAAAUCAGAGUCACAUCAAUUAAGAAUUAUUUUAGUAUGGAAAAUAGGACCUAAAUGAUGAAGAAGAUAAUGGUCCAACAGAUGACGAAUGGUUUGCAUUUUAUAAAUACUUGGUGCAUUUGAAAAAGUGUGUGUCUGAACAUAGGCAACAAAACAUUAUAGACAGUGAUUUGUCAGCCAUACUAAAUAAAUAGAUGGAUUCCUUUCAAUUGUACAUCAAAAGAUUUCAAAAGGAAUUGAUAUCAUAAGGUUUAGGAAAUAAAUAGGAAAUAUUUCUAAACAAACAAAAUAUUCUGAAUCCUGAAAAUAAAUAACACUUAGAGAAAUUAGAAGUUUAUGAUCACAAUGCUGAAUCCUUAAUGAAUGAAUACAAACAAUAUAUGAUUGAAUAAAACAUUCCAUUGACAAAGUAUAUCAAAAUCUUAUAGAAGGAGAGAUUGGCAUAUAAUUAUAUGUAAGCCUUUAUUGAAUCAUUAGAAGUGGCUAAUGAUUCUAAAAAAUAUCUAAAAAAUCUCUGGGACCAAGUUGAUUUAACACCCUAAGAGCCUUAUAUAAACUUUAGGAGACCCACAAAAAAGAUGGCACCUACUCUCUAAGCUUAAUAAUAGAUGAUUUGGUGUAAAUAUUAGAAAGAUGAAGAUGGAAAUAUCUCUGUAUUUUCAUCAAUCGACAGAUUAAAAUUAGUGUAUUUUGCUGUUGAUGACUGCUUUGAUAUCAAUUCCUUUACUAUGAAAGGCUAUAUUAAUCAAUUUUUUUGUUUAAAUGAUCAAUAUGAGUUACUAGGUUAUUGCUAGAACUUUGAGAAGGCCCUAACAAGUGAAACCUAAUUUUAUCAUAAAAAGCUAUUCUUUUUUGCAGAUGAAUGGAAAUUCAGAAUAUUAGAACCUUGGUUUGCACCUAUUGAUGUUAUAUGUUCAUAUUACGGUGAGAAAAUUGGAUUGUACUUUUUUUUCAUGAGUUAUUAUACAAAAAUGCUGACAUUUAUUUCUGUUUGUGGUUUUGGAUGCAGUCUGGCUGAAUGGAUAUUGAACAAUCAAGAUGGUGAAGCCAGUAUUAUAAUUACAAUGAUAUUCACAUUUGUAUUAAUACAGUGGAAUAGCAUAGUAACUGAUUAUUGGAAACAAUAAUAAGUAAGAUUUAAUUUGAAAUAUGGUUAAUUAAAUGAAAAGGAGAAAUCUACCGAAAGAUCAUCAUUCAAAGGAACCUUUAUAAGAUCCUUGGAAAAUGACCAGUUGAAUUCAGCAGCUCAAGAUGAUAGUGAUUUAGUGUUAAGAUUGUUCCUUGCCUCCAUAUUGCUUGUGUUAUUAAUAGCAGCUUACAGUGGAUUAGUAGUAGGAUUGUUUACACUUACCACAGCCUUGAGAAACUCAUUUGGUAGUGAGUUCUCUAAUGUCUCAGUGAUGUCAUUGGAAGUUACACUAUCAGCUACUAUCAAUGUAUUUGUCUAAUUGUUUGUUGAUAAAUUCUAUGAUUACAUUUCUACAUCAGUCACCGAUUUUGAAAAUCAUAAAACCAUGUAAAAAUACGAAACCAGUUUUGUUGUUAAGAAAUUUAUCCUCUAUUUUUGUUCAUAUGUGGUCCCUCUGUUAUUCAUAGGUUACCUCAAUGGGCCUUUGAACUUAUAUUGUUCAAAAAGCAAUUGCUCUAGACAUGUGCAAUAUUACUUUUCUACCAUCAUCAUUUGGUAAUUUCUAUUCAAAAUUUUGCAAUUAUUUAAAUUCAUAUCAGAUUUAGCUAAAUAUCCUAAGAUUAAAUAUGAAAUCAAUGACAAUGAUAUUUAAUAAUUUAUUGAUGAAACCUCAAGAAGGUAAUCAUAUGCAAUAAGUCCUGAAAGAUAUGGCACCUUGGAGGAUUAUAUGGAAAUCUUGAUUCUUUAUUCCUUACUAAUCAUUUUCGGAUACUCAUUUCCUCUUAGCUUUUUUCUCUUAUGGUCCUUCAACAUUUUAUAAUUGCAAGUGAAGAAGUAUUCCUUUAUGUAUUGUCUCCAAAGACCCUGGCCCUAGAAUGAAAGUUCUUUAGGAAUUUGGAAUAACAUUUUAGAUCUUGUAAAUCAAAUUGGUAUCCUCACCAAUACGGGUAUAAUUACUGUUCUAUAUAAUAAAAAAUAUGGAGAAUAGUUGGUCUUAGUAUUCUUAAGUCUGCUAAUCUCAAACAGUCUAUUUAAAUUUGUGAUAGCCUCGGUUUUUGGUGAUACUCCUUUUAGACUAACUUAAUUGACAAUAAGACAUAAAUAUCUUCUUAAAUCAACUCUCGAAAUUUUUAGUAAGACAAAACAAAGUACAAAAAUCAAAAAAGAAGAAGAAGACAUCUAUAAAAGAUUUCCCUUAUUUAAAGUAUAUAGUUCCACUAAUAAUAUGGAGUUUGGUAGUUUUUAAACUAUCAGCUCGCAAUCAGAUCUUGAAGAGCAUAUUAGAAAAGGUUAAUUAAGGGAGGAAUUGAAUUAAAAAAGAGAAACUAAAGUACAACCUAAAAAAAUUGAUUUAGAUGAUCCACCUUAUGAAUUGCUGCAUAACUAGUUUUCUUAAAGAGUCUCAAAUUGGGCAUUUGAAAUUCAGUAUAAUAAUUUAAAUCCUUUUCAAAGGAAAAAGAAAUUAAUCAAAUAUUGGAAAUAUUUGUAUAAAUUGUCAGUCUUAACAACCUAUAAGAAAUUGUGGACUGAAGAUCGUUUGACUUAAAGACACUUUUAUAUGAAAAGGAAAAAAUUGGCUAUCAAGAAUUUAGAUUAAAGAAAGUUAAAUAUUUUAAAAUAGAAUUACAAACUAACUCAUCAAGUGUAUUCUGACAAUGCCCAAUUAAAAUUUAGAAAGAAGUUUUAAUAGGUGACUAAAAACAGCAACAAACCUGACGAUAUUAAAGAAUAUGAAAAUAUGGUGUAGAAAUAAUAGAAUUAUAUUGAGAAAAACCUGUGGUUAAAUUGCAGAAAAGUAGUGGUACUUAAGAUUAAGGCCAUUUGGAUUAGAGGAUUUAGAAAGACAGUAUUAAGAAGAUCUGCUAUUUAGAACAUACGUUUACUUACGAAAACCUCUGUUCAAAAUGGUACUUUUUCUCUAAAAAGUAAUAUUCACAAAUAAUAUAAUAAAUUGCUAGAAACUAACUAAAAAAUGGAUGGAUACAGCAUGAAAGAAUUUAUUAAUAUGGUAAGCUAGUUGAAUUUCGAAUAAAUUGAUCAAAUUGUCUUUCCACUUACAUCAUAAUCAUUAAAUAUCCAAUAGUAUAUAUUAUAUCCUAAAAAAUCCUAUAUUUUUAAGACAGUUAUUGAUUAACUUAGAGAUACAUUUAUUUUUGACACUUAGACUACUAAAUUAUAAGAAAUUGCUAUGUAAUUCUUUAUCGAGGAACAAUUUUAAAUCCAAAAUAUUGAGCUGAUCAAGCAUUAUCAUGACAACAUUUGGUUAGGUAGAAAAAACGAUUAAGAAUAUUUGGUCUAAUUUUUAUAGGUUACUUAUAAUCAAAAAUUGUAAUUCUAAUAGAAAUUAGACAGUAAACAUGGAGUUUACUAUGCAGAGAGUAAAAACUAUUUGAGAUUGUCUAAUAUUAUAGAUUAAAUUGAUGAUUUUGUAAUUAAAGGGUAUUGCUUAUGUUUAUAUGAGCUUGAAAAACCGUUAAGCUUAUGGUAAGUAAUCAAAUUUAGAAAAACCUAUGGAAUCGAUUAUAAAGCAGAGGAAAUCAAUGAGUUUUUGUAUGCAAAUCUAAUAUUAAUGAAAUCGAAACCCCAUCCUUAUAUCAGCAUUUUUAAUUACUUUCUUGAUGGCAGAUAAUAUGCUUUAUUAAACACAUUAAAAAGUGAAUAGCCACUUUAUAAUUUAGCGAAAGUCAUUAUUCAAAUGAUUUGCUUAAAACAAAUAGACGAUCCAUACUAAUAGUUAGAGUAAAUGGAUCACAAAUUAACAGAUGUCCUAAGAGCUAUGUUAGAUAACAAUAUUACUAUCGAUUAAAUUGUGUAUGAAAUAAGAAAGCAAUAUAAGUUUAAAGAGAUUUAAUAUGCGUCUGAUAUUUUCAAAUCACCGGAUUAAUCAUUCAAUUCUUAAAUUUAAUUAUACUUACAUAAGAUAAACUGUUCAUUCCGAAUGAAAUUUUAUGAUUAAACAUUAAAUUUAAUUCAAUAAUUUGAUAAUAUCUUAAAAAGAGAAUAUCCACCUUAAAAUAAAGAUGCUGUUUCUAUUUUCUCUAGAUCUUUAAAAGAUGAUAUCUCUAAAAUUAUUCUUUAACCAAAUUACAUGCAAAGAAACUUAGAUAUUAUCCUAAUAUACUAUUUAAAAAUGGCGACAUUAUGUGCUUUGAAGUUAGACUUUGAUGAAGAUCUUAAUAGUUUACUUACUGGAAUAUAGAGUUGUUCAAAUGAAAUUAAUUUAAUUAUAAGACAAUUGUGUCUUAAUAUUGAAUUUUAAAAUUUGAAUCCUACUGAAUAGCAUACUCUUCUCAGAAAGAGGAAAAAGAAUAAAUAAAAUACAAGGUUGUUUUCAGAACAAAGAAUGUUUUUAUUAGAAACUUUAAGAUAUAAUUAAGAAUAUUUAAAUGUAAUAAUUCAAUACAAAUCUCAAUUACAAAGGUAUAGUAAUUAAUUAAACAUUGUUUAAAGUAUAAAAUAAUAUUUUAAUAAAAAUUAUGGCUUUGCUAGUUUUCUAAUAGAUGAUAGCAUACAAAAUACUUAAAAAAUUAUUAAGCCUGUAUAAUUACCUGUGAUUUUAGAAUAAGCAAGACAAAUAAGUUUAGAAAUGUUUAAUUUAGAUUAAUUUUCUCCUUAGAUGGAUGAUGAUGAUGUUAUUGAUUUGUUUAAUAAGCCUAAUAAUGACUUUAAUAUUUUGGAUGAAAUUCAUACUAAUCUUAAUUACUGCAUGUAAUAUCUAUACUUUUAAUAUUUAUAAUUGAUUGUAUGGUUUGAUGAAUAAAAUGUAAUGUUCGAUUAGAAUUGUUAGUAAUUCGUUAAACUGCAAUUAUAAAAUAUACCAGUCUUUGAUAAUCUAAAGUGCUAAAUAUUGCAAUUAAUGAAAUUUGAAGUUCAUUAGGAUUAGAUAAAGUCAUAUGAAGAUUGUGAGUUAGGAAAAUAUUUGAUUUUAAAGAUUAGAAAGUGGAAUGAAUCAAAUUUCAAUGAGAUUUAUGAUAUUAUUGAUAGUAGCGACUUUUAAUAUAUGUGGGUCCAAUUGAUGACUCAAAGUCUAAUUAAUAAAACACUUGUGAAUAGACAAAUAAUCUGUGAAUUUUUAGAGUAGGACAAAGAUGAUAUACGAUUCAUAUUGCUAAGGAUACGAUUGCUAAUGUAAUUACUACAUAUGGAUGAUUAUCAAUCAACAAAUAUUAUCAUAAAUUAGAAUAUACAGAACUAUUAGAAACUAAAUAGAAAAUACGAAGAUAAAUCAAAGAUAUUGCAAUUGAAAAGUCUCAUAAAAUAAUAUAAGUACUAGUAUUAUUAUUUGGAAGAAUCGUGGUUUUAACAUUUUAGCUUAAGCUAGCUUAGAUUGACAUAUCUGUUGGCAAUAUGCUAUGCAUUUUCACCAAAGCAUAUUGAGAACUUCCAUAAUUAAAGUUCAUUUGAAAUAACCUAAUUACAAGGUGCUUUAAAUUAAAUAGAGGAAAACAAAUAACAAGAGUCUUUUCAUUUAAUGUUAAAGGCUGCAUAAAUCGUGUAAUUACAUGAUUAUUGCAACUUGCUCGAUGAUGAGGCAAUAGGAUUUGUGAAAUAUCAACAACUUUACACUUUUAUCACUUUAAGUUUGCAAUAAGGAGUGGGUUUAUAAUUCACAUUUGAAGCCAUAAAAAGAAUUGUUAAUUACGAUAUAAACCCAUCCAUUUUUAUUCUAUUGUUGAUUCAAUAGUUUAUUAGCUUUUAGUUGAUAGAUUAAGUGGAUAUCUUUAUUCGUUUAAUUUAAAAGAUGCAACAAAAUAAAUCAAUGUUAUUGGAAGAGGCUCAUGAGGGAUUUGAUAUGGAUCUCAAAAUCUUCACAUUCUUCACAAAAUCCUAAGAUAUGAAGAUUAUUAAGCCAUAUGACUAGUUAUACAUUAGAUAUCCUACUAUUUAGUAAUACAAGGAUCUUCUGUUAGAUUCUCAAAGUUUAUUUUAUUUUUCACUCUAUCAUGAGAAUAUAGAAGAACAAUAAAUUUAAAUUAGAACCCAACUUCGAUAAUUGCUGUUAGAUGCUAGAUAUACAAAGAUGAUUCAGUUAUAUGAAUCAUUACUUUUAUACUUUAAUAUGCAAAUUGGCGAAGAAGUAGAUUAACUGCAUAGCAAGGUUGCAAGAUAUCAAAUAACUGAGAAAACCUUAUUUCACGCUAUUAUUUGUCAUUAGUUGAGUCGAUAUUAUGUUUGUAGAUAUGAUUAUCAAUUAGCUUUUAAUUCUUCCAAACAUGCACUUAAUUAUAUUAAGUCUUCUCAAUUUGAACAAGCAGUUAUUAUAAAAAUUGAAAAAAAUAUCUUUCAUUUUUAAAAUAACAUUUAAAAUGAAGAAUUAAUGAAAUUAUUUAAUUUACAAUUAUUUGAUUGCAUUUACGAGGAAUCAGAUCAAUAUUAUAAUAAUGUGAUUGAUGAAACAUUCAUCAAUGAACAAAUUUUGAUUCAUGUUGAAUCAGUUAUCAACUUAUAGCAUCAAUUCAUAUAUUAGUAAUCCUAUCAAACCAAUAGAGGUCGAUAACAAUCAUAAUAUUAGUAAACAAAAUAGAAUGAAUAAUAACAAAUAUUUGAAAUUGAUAUUCAAUUGACUGAUCUAUUGUAUUUGUUAUAGACAUUGCCAUUUCGAUCUUAGCAAUUAAAGGUAUUUUAUAUCAUAGCCUAAUAUCUGUUGUAUCAUUUAACUACUGAAGGAAUUCAAAUGGUAGAAAUGAACCUGAAAAAGAAUUGCAAAUAAAGGCUAAAGGAGAUUUCUAGUUAGAUAUCAUCGAUUAAGCUUAUUGUAAGCUAAAAAAUUCAGUAGAAGGAAUUAACUUAAGAAGAAUUUCAAGAUGCAGAAUUACGAAAGUAAUUGCUUUCUUUUGAAUAAAUCAUCUUAAAUAGUGUAGAAUAUGGUAUUAACAAAGUAAUAAUGCUGUCUUGGAUUCAUUAAUCUAUUGACAGAGCCCUUGAAUUAUGUGAAUACUUUUAAGAUCAAUAUAUGAUAAAAGUGCAUUAUUUCGUACCAAAAUUUUAAUUACUUCAAAUUAGGAUGUAUUAAGAGGGAGAACAAUUAAUCAAGUUGAUCAAUUAAAUUAGUUUUGUUAAUGAUUCCUUAAGAGAUUUUUAUUCAAACAAUUCGCAUCCUACAAAAGGAGUACUUUAUUAUUUGAUGGGUCAGUAAAAGAGAUGGUUAAAAUAUCUAUAUAUCAAAUAUAUUGAAUAGGUUAUUGAAUUUCAACAAUUCAAUAUUGAUGAAUUGAGAGUGAUUACCAAAGGUCUGCUUGAGUAAAAUCUGAAACUGUAUCACAUAUGGGAAAAAUUUGAUUCUCCUUACAGAUACACCAUACCUUAAUAAUUGGAGGCAUUUAUUAUAGAGGAAGUAGGAAAUAUCGUAAAAGAGGAUAAUAAUGUUACAGAUUUAAAAGUUUUCUAAGCAACUGGAAUAGUUGAGGAAUUAAUUUAAUAGUUUUAAAAUCAAAUAGAUGUAAAUGGUAAUCUAGAUUUCAUUUAUUCUGCCUCUUAAUUUGAUUAUUUCAAGUAAGAUAACUUUUACACUCAAGACAUCAAAUUUAUUCAAUAAUAGGAUAAAUUAAAAUAGCAACAAGAAUAAGAUUUAUAGUAAUAGCAGCAAUAAGCUGGUCAAAAAAGAAGAUGA
Molecule: messenger RNA, 8920 nt
Organism: Paramecium octaurelia
Lineage: Eukaryota; Ciliophora; Oligohymenophorea; Peniculida; Parameciidae
Source: the annotation of a GenBank genome assembly